CAGAGAGGGAUUGAAGGUUUCAUUGGAAUUACAAUCUAUAUAUUUUUUUUGCAUCUGUUUGUUUGGAGAGGAGAAAAAUUACACUUGGAAUGAAACGUUAACAAGUCAUCUCAAUUAUUCCAUGUUUUAAACCUGUUUGCAUCAGUUCGAUAAAAUGGGCCAAAAUCAAACAGCUGCUUCAAAAACUGGAAAAGCUACUGAAGACAGCAGUUACGGUCUCCAGUAUUAUAGAAAGAGAAUAAUGAAUGAAGAUUCUGAAAGUAAAGACACAAAGGUUUCCCAUGCCAAGAUGAUCACUAAGGAGACGGUGGGAUUUCUCGAACUGUUCCAGUAUGCAGAUAAAUGGGAUAUCAUCCUCAUGGUAAUAGGGAUUGUGUGUGCCAUUGGAACUGGAGCAGCGGCACCCCUCAACACUGUUAUAUUUGGACAAGUGGCAGGAAGCCUUUCUACCAGUGAAAACAGCAUAAAUGCUUCAAGCAACAAUUCUGGUUGUGGAUCAAGCACUGAUUUAAAAGCACAAGUCGCCAGCUUUUCCUAUAAAUAUCUUGUACUCGGCUCUAUUGCAUUGGUCUUGAGUGUUAUUCAAAUCUGGACAUUUAAUGUCUCUGGAACAAGACAGAUUAUGAGGAUUCGGCAAAAGUUUUUCAAGGCUAUCCUUCAUCAGGAUAUGUCUUGGUUUGAUUCAUAUCAGAUCGGAACUCUGAAUAGUAGACUAACGGAAGACAUGAAUACCAUAUAUGAUGGACUGUCCAUUAAUGUGUGCAUAUUUGGACAAUUUCUCACCACCGUUGUCACUGGCAUCACUAUAGGAUUUGUCAAGGGCUGGAAACUAACACUAGUGAUCUUGGCAGCUGGUCUACUGCUCUUCAUAUUAGUAUCGUUAUGGACCAAGAUUGCUGCUUCAUUUACAUCUAAAGAGUUAAAAGCUUAUGCGAAGGCGGAUGCAGUUGCAGAAGAAAUCCUGACAUCCAUACGAACAGUUGCUUCAUUUAAUGGACAAGAGAAAGCGAUGGAUAAGUACAAUGCCAAUUUAAUUGUUGCAAAAAAUGAUGGAGUAAAGAAGUCUAUUAUUUUAAACCUGUCAAUUGGAGUAUCAGAGAUUUCAAUAUUUGGAAUAUAUGCCUUAAUAUUUUCUUAUGCAAACUAUUUGAUUAUACAAGAGCCUGAAAAUUACAAUACUGGUAAUGUGAUAACUAUCAUGUUUGCAGUGCUUCUUGGUACAGUCACAAUGGGACGGGUGUUACCAAACAUAGAACGUAUUAGCAACGCAAGAGGAGCAGCUUUUGAGAUAUACACAAUCAUAAACAAGGCUCGCCACAUUGAUAGUGGAUCUACCGAAGGAUACAAGCCAGACAAGUUGAUGGGAAAUGUUGAAUUUAAAAAUAUUCAUUUUGCUUAUCCUAGCCGCCCAGACGUACAGGUUCUGAAGGGUGUAAACCUGAAAGUACCGGCUGGCAAGACUACAGCUUUGGUUGGGAUGAGUGGCUGUGGGAAGAGCACAACCAUCCAGUUGCUACAGAGGUUUUAUGACCCCACAGAAGGGGAGAUAACUUUGGAUGGACAUGAUAUACGCUCCCUCAAUGUCAAGUGGCUGAGAGAUAAUAUUGGUCUGGUAGCUCAGGAACCUGUCCUGUUCGCAACAACCAUUAGUGAAAAUAUUCGCUUUGGUAGAGAUGAAGUAACUGAUGAAGAGAUUGAGCAAGCAGCCAGAGAAGCCAAUGCCUACGACUUCAUAUCUAAACUCCCAGAUAAAUUCAACACAAUGGUAGGUGAGAGAGGGGCCCAGCUGAGCGGAGGUCAGAAACAGAGAAUAGCAAUAGCACGAGCUCUUGUACGACACCCAAAAAUAUUGCUCCUAGAUGAGGCCACAUCAGCACUGGAUGGACAGAGUGAAGCUAUACUGCAAGCUGCCCUGGAUAAGGCGAGAGCUGGUCGGACCACCAUUGUAAUAGCACAACGAUUGUCUACUAUCAGGACAGCUGAUUCCAUUGCUGUUUUCCACGGUGGGGUUGUGGUAGAACAAGGAACACACAGUGAGCUAAUAAAAAAGGAGGGAGUCUACCAUUCCCUUGUCAUGCUUCAGAACCAAGGCAAAGACAGAGAUGCAGAAAAUCAAUCUACAGACAAAUCACUUGAAGAAAAAAAUUCUGGAUUGUGCGACAUGGGUGAAAAAAAUUAUAUAGAAGACACGUGGCCAACUUUGCAAGAUGUUGCGAACAUGCUGGCACCCAUUAAAAAAAAGAUAUUUCAAAAUGUUUAUGUUAGAAGAAAAAGUGAAGAGGAGCUUUCAGAAAUAAAAAGUUGUAAGAAAAAUACUGGAAUUACAGAUGAGGAGUGUGAAAGGCUUUCUGUUGCACCUCUUAUAAGAAUUCUAAGAAUAAACAAAUCUCAAUGGAUAUACAUUUUGAUUGGAAUGAUAGCUGCUGUAGGUAACGGGUGCAUGCAUGCUGCAUAUGCAACUACUAUUCCAAGACUUAUUCAUACAUUUAAUGAACAAGACCCAAUCAAAAGGACUCUGGAAGCUAAAUGGGUAAUACAAUUAUUUAUGAUCCAGGGAUUGACCAUUUUUACAGGACAUGUCAUCAUGGGCGUGAUGUUUGGAAAGUCUGGGGAAAAUCUGAUAAUGAGGCUCAAAUCUUUGUCAUUUAAAGCAUUGCUCCGACAGGAAAUGGCCUAUUUUGAUAACCAUGAAAAUGCUGUGGGUGCCCUUCUCACAAGACAUUCAAUGGAUACUUCUGAGAUUAAAGAAAUUACUGGAAGUCAACUGGGAUUACUAACAAUGACUCUGGCAACUUUGCUUGCUACAGUCAUAAUUUGUUUUGUAUUUGGCUGGCAACUGAUGCUUCUCAUCUUGGCAUUUAUUCCUUUUGUCGCUGGAAUCAUGAUAAUUGAACAGAGGUCUAUAGCAAGUCAUGCAUCCAAAUCACACAAGGCCCUGAAGGAAGCUGGAAGGAUAUCGACAGAAGUUGUUGAAAAUAUCAGAACAGUGGUGUCAUUGACUAGAGAGGAUGUCUUUUAUCAAAAAUAUAAUGCUAUCUUAUCAGAACCACACAGGGAUGCAUUCUGGAAAGCACCUAUUCAUGGAUUGGGAUAUGGGAUAGAAGAAGUUUUACCCUACUUUCUAUGUGCAGCGUUGUUUAGCUUUGGGGCAUGGCUCAUUGCACUUUGCUAUAUACAGACUCAAAAUGUUUUUAGGACAUUUUUUGUCAUUAUGUUUGCUGUUCGUAAAGUAACAAGGCAAGAUUCCUUAACAUUAAAUUUUGGAAAAGCAAAAUUAUCAGCUGAACGCAUUUUUCAGCUGUUGGAUAGAACACCAGCUAUUGACAUAUUCAGUGAACAAGGAGAAACUUUGAAACAAAUGGAGGGAAAUCUGGAGUUUAAAAACAUCCAAUUUGUUUAUCCAGCAAGAGACAAUGUUCAGGUUCUUCAUGGAUUUAACUUAAAAGUUUCUAAAGGUCAGACUCUCGCACUGGUUGGAAGCAGCGGCUGUGGAAAAAGUACAGUGGUUCAGCUUUUGGAGCGUUUUUAUGACCCUGCAGAAGGACAAGUGCUUGCUGAUGGGAUCGACAUCACGUCUUUACAUCUGAAGUGGCUCAGGUCGCAGAUCGGCAUUGUGUCACAGGAACCAAUCCUUUUUGACUGUAGCAUCGAAGAGAACAUUCAAUAUGGAGACAACAGUAGACUUGUUCCACAGGAAGAAGUCAUAGAGGCAGCGAAAGCAGCCAAUAUCCACACAUUCAUUAUGAACUUGCCAGAAGGAUAUAACACUCGUGUUGGAGAUAAGGGAGCUCAGCUUUCAGGUGGACAAAAGCAAAGGAUCGCAAUUGCACGCGCUCUUGUACGGAAGCCAAAAGUGUUACUCCUGGAUGAAGCUACUUCUGCACUUGAUUAUGAAAAUGAAAAGAUUGUGCAGCAAGCUCUGGACAGUGCCAGGCAAGGACGGACAUGCAUAGUGAUUGCUCAUCGAUUAAGCACCAUACAGAACGCUGACAUUAUCGCAGUGAUUAAGAACGGGAAAGUGGUGGAAUACGGCACUCAUAACCAGCUAUUGGCUAACCAAGCUGAUUACUAUGCUCUUGUGAACACACAAGACUCAAACUAGGCCUCAUACACAUGCAAAGUCUUACAGUACUCCAGUACAGAACUUCUAAGUACUUCAUGUGGCUCUGUGAGGUUGUGUAUUCAGCAAUCACUGUAGGGGAGAAUAAA
Bufo gargarizans (Asiatic toad) is the source of this 4209-nucleotide messenger RNA. RefSeq names its product ATP-dependent translocase ABCB1-like. The transcript is spliced from 29 exons. Gene Ontology annotation, cellular component: membrane. Gene Ontology annotation, molecular function: ATP hydrolysis activity; ATP binding; ABC-type transporter activity. The record is from RefSeq and is a predicted model, not a curated record. The coding region runs from base 155 to 4102 and encodes 1315 amino acids. Gene Ontology annotation, biological process: transmembrane transport. NCBI's taxonomy places the organism in Eukaryota, Metazoa, Chordata, Amphibia, Anura, Bufonidae.